Didymodactylos carnosus is the source of this 1821-nucleotide messenger RNA. The record is from the annotation of a GenBank genome assembly. Lineage: Eukaryota; Metazoa; Rotifera; Eurotatoria; Philodinida; Philodinidae.
AUGACGGAUCGUUGCGUUCUUUGUAACUUAAUGCAAAAGAACGUUAAAAAUUCAAGAGUUGAUCGAACAGCUACCCUGAUGGAAGAAUAUAACAUUGAACAAGUGAUACAUAUAAAAGGUCGAGAGAAUUGUCUACCAGAUUACUUAUUCAAAAAUCCAAGACAGAUCGAUGAUGAAUUAUUCGACGUUGAUUACGGAAUUGGAACAGAAGCGGUCCUUCCAUUUACAGUACCAACGGCGGUACAGCAUACUAACACCAUCCAGCAUAGUGACCACUACCAAAAGUGGACAAAAUUAAUUCUCUCAGCGUCUGUGCCUUUAAUGAUAGGAAUUUUCACUGUUGUCACCUAUAUCCAACAGAAGGAAAUCUCGGAACGCCAUCGACAGGAAGAUGCAAUAUUGGCAAAUUUGACACGUGCACAAGAUUUAAAAAUUGCAAAUGACACACGUCUACAGGAACAGAUAUUAGCCUAUGAACAACGCUUAGAAGAUCAACGUCAAGCCAUUGAUUUGCAUUAUCAAAAUAUCUAUGGCAACUAUAUUGAAGACAUUUCAAAUGUUCUCUAUAAACAGCCAAUGAAUCAAACGAUAUUUGCUAGCGAAGAAAAUAAGAUGUCAUACAUUCGUCGAAAAACUCUGUUAACUUUGAGAGAAAUCGAUAGCGAACGCAAAAGUCACUUGUUCAUUUUUCUACAUGAGAAUAACUUGUUACCAAAUAAAAAUUCGCCUAAUACAACUAUCUCUCUGACUGAUGCUGAUUUGCAUGGUAUUACGAUUAAAAGUCCAAUUACGGGACCCUAUCAUUUUGAUGGAUUAGUGUUAAAAUCUGUUAAUCUUGUGAAUGCAUCAUUUAUGAACUGUCGAUUUGUUAAUGGGGUUAUUUUUACUGAAUCGGCAAUGUCACACAUUAACUUUCAGGGUUCGAUUUUUAGAUCGAUACCGGAAGAUGUCAGUAUCCCUGGUUGGGAUUCUAAUGUGGAUUUUGGAUGUAUAGCUGACGAUGAGCGUACUUUUAUUUUUGACCGUGUCUCACUCGACUAUGCGAAUUUCAGAAACAAUGAGUUAUGCGGUGUUAUGUUUCAGAAUGUUAAUUUAUCUUAUUCAAAUUUUACCGGAGCACAUUUAUCCUGGGUGGAAUUCACUUCAAAAACAGAACUUGUCCAUUCUGAUUGGUUUGAUGCAGAUCUGGAGGCAGUUGCGUAUAUAAAUUCGAACUUAACGGGUUCCACAUCUUUGAAUUUGAUGGAUUCAGGUAUUCAGGAGCUUUCAAACGUUGUUCUUCCGAAUGGCACUUGGCAGUUUAUCAACGAGAUAUUAAUAAAUGGCAAUGCGGAAAGCGAUUGCUGGUCAUUUGAUGGAACAGUUACCGGAUGGAAAAAAUAUACCGGCAAACCGGUUAUACGGCCUCUCGAUGAAACAGCGACUCAAUAUACAAAUGCUAGUGUCAGUAUGGGUGAAUGUGCCUUUGGACAGACGAGGGACGAUGGGUACAAAUUGGAACAAAGAAUUAAUUUGACUGACUAUUCUUUACUGAUAAACACCGGUGAAGUGAAAUAUACAUUGUCAGCAUAUUUUGGUGGUACUGGUGGCGUAUGCCAGGAAGAACAAGCCCUAGUUUUCAAUCCUAUAUUUGAAUCGGCUUUCCUGAAAAAUCCAUAUAUCAAUGCCUCCGCCGACGAAAUACGAUGGGAAUACGCCGAAGUAACAGGAGUGCUCGACGUUGAACAACGUGAUUUUAGAAUUCAUAUAUUUUUUGGAUACAAAGCAAGAGCCUGUUUGAUUGAUAACGCUGAUUUUCGUUUGGAACCGAAAGUCAAAUAG